AUGGAUCAAAAUCUUCAUGAAGAAGAAGACACAAGAAUGGAUGAUGAAAGAAUAGAAGAUGAUGAGUUUGAUACGGACAUAUCUCUAACAGUGAUGAUGGUGGCUUUAGUAGCACAGUUUCAAAACACACGACGUCUCAUGGGUGAUUAUUUUAUUGAACGUCCAAUUCGCCGUCCAAUCACAAGACUCGGUGAACAAUAUAUACAAGAAGAUCCUCAACAUUUUCGGGUAUUGUAUCGUAUGUUUCCUGAUGCGUUUUUGAAAUUGUCUACUAUCAUGAGAGAGAAAGCUGGUUUAAAAGACACGAGAUUCAUAUCUGUGGAAGAGAUGCUUGCUAUUUUCAUGCUCACAGUUGGACAAAAUUCGAGAUAUUGA
Molecule: messenger RNA, 375 nt
Organism: Arabis nemorensis
Lineage: Eukaryota; Viridiplantae; Streptophyta; Magnoliopsida; Brassicales; Brassicaceae
Source: the annotation of a GenBank genome assembly